This is a messenger RNA of Photinus pyralis (common eastern firefly), 683 nucleotides long. It is a transcript of the gene ATPsyndelta, whose product is annotated as ATP synthase subunit delta, mitochondrial. The transcript is spliced from 5 exons. Gene Ontology annotation, biological process: proton motive force-driven ATP synthesis. Lineage: Eukaryota; Metazoa; Arthropoda; Insecta; Coleoptera; Lampyridae. The record is from RefSeq and is a predicted model, not a curated record. Gene Ontology annotation, molecular function: proton-transporting ATP synthase activity, rotational mechanism. The coding region runs from base 163 to 639 and encodes 158 amino acids.
AUUUUAGACCCAGGAUUUAUUUGUGAGAAAUAUUCGUUUUGGUGGUCUUUUUAAUUAUUUUGUUACACUCUGUAUACAAUGGUAAUAUUACCAAUUAAAAAAUUAAAAAGUCCCUAGUGAAGGUAGUGGCCACUGACGAACUUCAUUUAAAUCCCUACCGAAAUGGCUGCAGUAAGAAGCAUCUCACGGUUGUUGUCCCAAAGGUCCGUCAGUCAGAUUGUACGGAGAGGAUAUGCGGAUGAGAUGAGCUUUACAUUUGCGGCUGGAAAUCAGGUGUUUUAUGAGUCCGCCUCUGUCCGUCAGGUAGAUGUGCCCUCAUUUUCUGGGGCGUUUGGUAUUUUACCAAAACAUGUACCUACGUUAGCUGUGUUAAAACCUGGAGUUAUCACGGUUACGGAGAAUGAUGGUUCUAUUAAGAAAGUAUUCGUGUCAAGUGGUACGGUUACAAUCAAUGAAGACUCCAGUGUGCAAGUAAUUGCUGAGGAAGCGGCAACAUUAGAUCAGUUAGACCUUGCAGCAGCGAAGGAGACAUUAAGUUCUGCAUUAAGUCAAAUGAACUCUGCACAAUCGGAAAAGGAAAAAGCUGAGGCUGCUAUUGCUGUAGAAGUCGCAGAGACUAUUGUAAAGUCUAUUGAAUAGAGUUGUUAAUAUUACCUUUAAGUAAAAUGUCUGUAGUUAUCUCA